Messenger RNA from Telopea speciosissima, 471 nucleotides. RefSeq lists its product as uncharacterized. The transcript is spliced from 2 exons. The record is from RefSeq and is a predicted model, not a curated record. The coding region runs from base 1 to 471 and encodes 156 amino acids. NCBI's taxonomy places the organism in Eukaryota, Viridiplantae, Streptophyta, Magnoliopsida, Proteales, Proteaceae.
AUGGGACCUGAAAUUCUACAGGUAGCUCAGGAAAAGGUACUGCUUAUUCAGAUGCGAAUGAAGGCAGCACAGGAUAGACAGAAGAACUAUGCUGAUGCUAAAAGGAAAGAGCUAAAAUUCUUAGUAGGGGACAAUGCAUUCUUGAAGAUUGCACCAAUGAGAGGCGUCAUCAGAUUUGGCAAAAGGGGAAAGCUUAGUCCCAGAUUUAUUGGUCCAUUUGAGGUCCUGCGGUACGUAGCAGAUCUUUCACAUAUCCUGAGCUAUGAACCAUUACAACUGAAAGCAGAUCUAUCUUAUGAAGAGACUCCCAUUCAAAUCUUGGAUCAUAAGCAACAAGUUCUACAAAACCGCACCAUCUCUUAUGUGAAAGGUCUCUGGAACAAUCAUGGUAUCCAAGAGGCUUUAUGGGAGAAAGAAGGUGAGAUGCAGAUGGAAUAUCCCCAUUUGUUCGACGAUUCAGGAAAAUUUUGA